This is a messenger RNA of Mesorhabditis belari, 321 nucleotides long. NCBI's taxonomy places the organism in Eukaryota, Metazoa, Nematoda, Chromadorea, Rhabditida, Rhabditidae. The record is from the annotation of a GenBank genome assembly.
AUGGGCGGGACCUCGUCUACCCUAUGGAGCCCAUCACUCGUCUCCUCCCUUCGAGAGCCUCCAUUACUUCACAUAUCUGUUAAAAUGCACUCUCGGCUCUCUUUCCUCGUCUUGGCUCUCUUCCUACUGAUGCUGAACUUCGAAAGUACAGAAGCACUCGACCAAUUCGGAGAGGAACCCAUUUCAUAUGUGAAAAAGGGUCGACCUCAAGGACCGUUGCGCUUUGGGAAAAGGAAAGGACCGUCAGGGCCACUCAGAUUCGGAAAACGUAGCGAUGGGUUGUUGUUAAGCGACGGACUCGGUUGGGGAUACUUGAUGGAG